AGAGAAUUAGUGUUUAUUGUGACCUAAUUGCAUGACUUAUGAAGAUUAAUUUGUGAUUAUGUGCUUUCCUCAGGUCCCACACAAAGCCAAUGUCAGUACAACCUUACAAAGAGUGAGAACAAAAUAAUCGCCCGUGUAGUGAUUAUCAGUGGCCUACCUAACCAAACGUACACAAUCACCUUAAUGGAUAAGAAGAACAACGACGUGUUGAAAGAAAAUGGAUCUAACCUAAAACCUUUAAGAAUACCGUUUAGAUUGUUAAAACCAUGCAGCAUUUACACCGUCAGCGUGGAUGGCUGCGUAGCCAAUGGAUACACGACGUUUACUUCUUCCAGCGGAAAAGGAGAAACUGUUCCAGAAACUGUUGUGACAAACGUGACUGAUAAAGAAGUGUGUUUGAAAGGAAUAUUUAAUGAUACUCAGAAAUGGAAUCUGACUGAAUGUGUUGAAAUAACGGAGCAAAACUCUUGUGCAUCCACACACACCGUUGAACUGGACACAUGUACCUACACAAUGAAUGUUUCUAUGCCCCCAGUCAAACCUGAAAUACGGUUCAAUACAAGUAUUCCCUCUCAGUUUGAAUGGACUAAUAAACCAGAAAAAUGUAUGUCUACACUUGAAGUAAUUUGCAAUCAGAAAGAUACUUAUGGUUUAAAUGAGCCAGUGUCAUUAUUACCUAAUCAAUAUUACACCUGCACUGGAGAAUACCCUUAUGAGACACGACCAAUCAAGAGUGAUCCUCUCUCCAUUCAUAUAGACUGCGAUUUGGAAAAGAAUGCAGGUUUUACAGAUAUAUCCCACAACUCCAUUCAUAUGUCCUGGAAGGCACCUGAGGAAGAUAACUGCUCAAACAUUAUUUGGAGCAGUUAUUCAGCCACUUGCCAAACCAGUGAAAAGAGCGAACCAUUGCAAUCGACAUGUACACAGGGCAAAGCCGACAGCACACAUUGCACUAAUACACAAUUACACCCAUUUACCACUUAUACAUGCAUAAUUAAUGCAAAACUUCAUGGCCAUGAGUACACCCUUUUCUCCAUUAAUCAAACAACAUUUCCUGCCGAGCCUGAAUUAAAGUCAAUUACAGUACAAAUGUCUUCUCACAAUUCUGUUCACGUACAAUGUUCUAAUCUCACUGAACCAAACGAUUGGAAUGGAGACGCUGGGCAUUUUGAAGCUGUAAUCAAAUACAACGGAGAUCCUAUAAAGCCCCUUGAAAAAAAACGACAUUGCUGGUUUUCAUUCUCAGAUCUUCACUACCUUACCACCUAUGAGAUUGAGGUUACAGCCACAAAUAAACAAAAUAACAGGACUGUCUUGCAUCGAGACAUUACUACUAACUACAAUGACAAGGCUGUUGUUGGAUUCCUGUUAUUAUUUAUCAUUGCGACAUCAAUUGCGGUGCUCUUCGUGCUAUUCAAAAUGUACCUUCUCAAAAGAAAGCGGAAUGAAGAAGAUGAAGAUUGUGAAUAUGUGAAUGUUCCUAUGCGCGUACACAGAAUGGCGACAAAACAACAGACCAGGGGGUGAAUAAGAAUGACUGCAAUUUUAUGGAC
Messenger RNA from Onychostoma macrolepis, 1553 nucleotides. Its product is annotated as receptor-type tyrosine-protein phosphatase C-like. The record is from RefSeq and is a predicted model, not a curated record. Bases 184 to 1527 code for a protein of 447 amino acids. Gene Ontology annotation, molecular function: protein binding. The transcript is spliced from 11 exons. NCBI's taxonomy places the organism in Eukaryota, Metazoa, Chordata, Actinopteri, Cypriniformes, Cyprinidae.